Molecule: messenger RNA, 2518 nt
Organism: Hippocampus comes (tiger tail seahorse)
Lineage: Eukaryota; Metazoa; Chordata; Actinopteri; Syngnathiformes; Syngnathidae
Gene: ankef1a
Product: ankyrin repeat and EF-hand domain containing 1a
Exons: 9
Coding region: 310-2295 (661 amino acids)
Molecular function (GO): protein binding
Source: RefSeq, a predicted model, not a curated record
CCACCCGAAAGUAUGUCCCACAUUGCACUGCUGGGAUUGAGCGCGUUCCGUUGCCAUGGAGCCGAGUUACGCCUCCCAGCCCGUGGAAACAAAAGAGACGACGGUUUGAAUUAUAAGGAUCGCCGCCCGCUUGUUAUUAUGGAAGACGACAUGUUCAUGAUGGCUACAGAAGCGGAGGUCUUGGAGCAAAUGUCUGAAUGCCGACAGCGGGCAAUUGUUCUCAGUGGACGAGCGCGUUCGUAGUACAGGCACCUCGCCGUCAGGUUUUGAGCCUCUCGUCAUUUCCGGUCGCCUGUGUUCAUCGCAAGCAUGACUGGAAGGGAGGUGGACAACCGCCUGCAGGUGCUGCAGAUCUACCGUUUGCUGCAGUACAUCCAUGAAAACGAUGAGGCACAGAUUGAGGAAAUGGUCAACCUCGGGGUAGAAAACCUCAUUAAUUUCACAGAGCCACAGAAUGGAAAGGGGGCACUUCACAUGGCAGUUGCGGCCAACAAUCAGGACCUGACCAGGUUCCUUCUCUCACUGAGAGCCCACCCUGACAUCCAGAAUAAAAGGGGCCACACGCCGGUCAUGUUGGCGACUGAACUGGGUAAUGACGGCAUUGUGAAAAUGUUGGCAGACCACGACGCUGACAUGAGCAUCCAAGACAAUGAAGGUCAAGGAGUUCUGUUCUACUGCAUCUACCCGACGAGGCGGCACACGCGUUGCCUGCAGACGGCGCUGGAGUACCGGGCAGACGUCAACAAUGUGUCCUUGCAGGGGACUCAUGUCUUUCAGCUGAUGUGUCAACACGCCAAAGACUGCGCUCCCAUGUGUCACAUGAUGCUGGCGAAAGGGGCCGACCCCAAUGCAACAGAUCAGAAAACAGGCGUGACGGCAUUGAUGGAGGCCGCCAAAGCUGGUUCCCUGGAUCUUGUCCGAGACAUUCUAAAAAGAGGGGGAAACCCCAACGCCCUGGACCAGAAGCGCAUGUCAGUGGUGCACUAUGCUGCCAUGGGAGGCUUUUUUGAGGUGAUCGUGCUGCUGUCUGCGUUCUCAGCAGAUAUGAGUGUCAUUAAUGUGGACGAGUGCACGGCCCUCCACUUUGCCGCCGCAACGGGAGACAUCAACUGCUGCAAGUUUCUGGCUCAGAGAGGUUGCAACGCCAAAGUGAAGAACUUGGACGGUUUUCUUCCACGUCAGAUUGCCAAAGAUGCCGGUCACAAAGCGGCUAUGAAGGAGCUGAGGAAAGCGGAGCAGCAGAGGGGCAAAGAGAACACCGAUGAGACGGUCCUGACGGACUUGUGGGCUCUGACCCUCCACGACUGGUCCAACGAAUACGAGCGCGAUCUGCUGCAAGCCUUUGAUAGCGAAAAGGCCUCCUCGGAAAAAUUUGUCUCUGUUUUAACAACAUUAGGUGCUCCGGUCACCCAAGAACAGAUCGAGUUGGUCGUCUCGUUCCACGGGAUUGGAAGAGAUCCAACCGUAAACAUUAAUGACUUCAUCAAAGGGGCCAGCUACAUCAAGAAACCAUACCUCCUCCUCUCCUACGUCCCCAAGAAGAAAAAGGGGGGCAAAGGAGGGAAGGGGAAGAAGAAGCCAAAAUUUGUCCUCCCGAUGCCUAUUUGUACCCUGCCACCGGAGUUCAAGCCGCGGCGAGAGGACGGAGGCCCGCCGGAAUACAUGAUGGAAACCUACAAUACCGCAGACAUCCGACAACUGGACCAAGAACCUCCGUCAGAACACCCCGUCGUCGAUGACACCGCGUGGUACACGGAGAAGCCAGAUAAGAUCUACAUCAACAUCAACUACCUGGUGAAGAAUGGCGAUAUCGAGGCUCUGGAACUGGCUUUUAGUCAAAGGAUUCCCGUGGACGUUCAAGAUCCGUAUUACAAGACUCCGCUGAUGGUGGCCUGCUCCAUCGGAAACUACGAGGUGGCCAAGUACCUCGUCGAAAAGAGGGCGAUGGUGGAUAUCUGUGACCAAUUCUGCUGGACGCCGCUUCACCACGCCGCUCAAGCCGGCAAAGUGGAAAUAUUGGAACUUCUGCUGGAGGCUGGAGCCGACAUUGACGCUCAGACCAUCACUGGGACCACGCCCGUCAUGGUGGCCAUCCAGAGCACUCACCUCUCCUGCGUUGAGUUCUUCUUUACGGCCGGCGCCAAUGUCUUGAUGGAGAACAAGAAAGAACAAACCUGCCUUGACGUCGCCACUGCAUUUGGUGACGCUGAGAUCUAUCAGUUGGUCAAAGACAAGUUUGAAUCUAUGCCCAAGCCAAAAAACAAAGGAAAGGGGAAAGGAAAGGUACGCAAGUAACAGCCCUCAACCUUACGUCUGGAGCCACAGCGUUCAAAACUUGAAAUAUUUUUCUUUUCUCUAUUUGUGUGACAGAAAUAACUGUCCAUCUGCCGCUCUUGGAACUCAUUCUGUCCCCUGCCUUUCCCUGACUGAUCUCUUCCUUCAUCUUGGUCCAGUGCCAACUGUGUGUUACGCAAUACAUCCACUUCAGCAAAAUGUGUCAGUGAACAAAAUAAACAGA